GUUAAUCACAUUUUACAGAGAGAAGAUGAUUGAUUGAAACGGUUAAGUCUUGUCUGAGAGUCUGCAUGUGAUCUCGUUUUGUUUUGGAAUUGAUUUUAAAUUUCAGGAAGCUGAAUAAGGAAGUUUGUUAAUUUAAAUACAUGCUUAUAAAUAAUGUUAAAAUAAUAUUUAGGAUCAUUUGUAGCAGUUAGAGCAUUACGGGAAAUUACCGUCCGGAUCCAUUUGUUCAGGGUGGCAACAAAUACAGUACUCUGAGAUUACAAGACAGCAUUUAUUCUCCAUAAUAUCAUUUGGGAAGCCCUGAGCAACUGAGUACACAAUCAUGGGAGAUUGGGGAUUCCUCUCAGCUUUACUGGACAAAGUACAGUCCCACUCCACCGUCAUCGGCAAGAUCUGGAUGAGCAUCCUCUUCAUCUUCAGGAUCCUGGUGCUGGGAGCAGGAGCGGAGAACGUGUGGGGUGAUGAGCGAUCCAACUUAGUGUGCAACACCAACACGCCUGGUUGCGAAAGCUUGUGCUACGACUGGAAGUUCCCCAUCUCUCACAUUCGCUUCUGGGUCAUGCAGAUCAUUUUCGUUUCCACUCCAACUUUGGUGUAUCUGGGCCACGUGGUGCACGUCAUCCACCAGGAGAAAAAACUGAGAGAGGAGCAGAAAAGAAACCCGAUGUCAAAGUCUCCAAAAUAUACGAAUGAAAAAGGGAAGGUUGAAAUCAAAGGAAGCAUGCUGGGUAGUUACUUGACCCAGCUGUUUAUUAAAAUCAUUAUUGAGGUGGCUUUCAUCGUUGGCCAGUAUUAUCUGUUUGGAUUUAUUAUGGAGCGCAAGUUCCACUGUAAGCAGUCGCCAUGUACGGUGGAGACAGAGUGUUUCAUUUCUAGACCCACAGAGAAAACCAUCUUCAUUAUCUUCAUGUUGGUGGUGGCAUGUGUGUCUCUGGCCUUAAAUGUUCUAGAAAUCUUCUAUUUGCUUUGUAAGAGGAUAAGUGGGAGAAAUAAGAAAUAUAGAAAUGUAACGUAUGCUGGUGAUUCCCAUUAUCCUUCACCUUUUUCAGCAGAACUUGAUUCGGCUCAUUCUAUGAGACACAAUGAGUUAAACAUGGCCUUUCAGAAAAGAUUGGCUCAAAGCAAAGGCAGCCAUGAUGAAGCAGAAUCUGAGCCAUAGGGCAAGAAGUCAUUGUGGUAACAUGAAAUGCACAUAACUUACAUAUUCAACUUUGUAUAUCCAACAGAGCUUAUGAAAAAAAAAAAGAAAAAAAAAAGUAUUUUUUGCUAAAAAGAACACUAGAUGGUGCUGUAAACUUCUUGAGAUGCACUCACUAACCCCUAACUUCUGUCACUACAAGGCCAUUUUUUUUUGUCUGAGUUUUUCCUUUUUAAUGUUUUUUUUAGCAAUGCAACACGAAAUAUGUAUAAACAACCUUUUAUUUUGUGCACUAAGAAUAAACAUUGUAAGAUAACUAAA
Messenger RNA from Carassius auratus (goldfish), 1459 nucleotides. RefSeq names its product gap junction Cx32.2 protein-like. The coding region runs from base 323 to 1159 and encodes 278 amino acids. Gene Ontology annotation, biological process: cell-cell signaling. Gene Ontology annotation, molecular function: gap junction channel activity. Lineage: Eukaryota; Metazoa; Chordata; Actinopteri; Cypriniformes; Cyprinidae. The transcript is spliced from 3 exons. Gene Ontology annotation, cellular component: connexin complex. The record is from RefSeq and is a predicted model, not a curated record.